GAAUCUUCCAAUUUCUCUCUGUACUUCCGUCCUCCCUCCUGUUCUACUUACUACUAUAAAUAAGCUAAAUGCCCCCUUCUCUUCGUCAACGACCUCUUUUCUAUCUCAAAACUAUAAUCUCACUGCAAAGUUUCCCAUCAAAUGGCGACCGCCGCAUCCUCCCCUUCCUGCUUUAUCGGACAAAAGCUACCCUCCAGCAACACUACCUCUUCUCUUCCAGCUCCAUCUUGUAUCAGAUUCCGGUCACCUCGCGUCGCCGCCACCUACACCACGGCGGAGAAGACCAGGUCACCUCACCUUUAUACUUCCAACUUGGCUUCGCCGGAAUCGCUUUAUGAGUUGCUCGGUGUACCAACGGGCGCUACCUCUAAGGAGAUCAAGGCGGCGUAUCGGCGGUUGGCUCGUGUUUGUCAUCCGGAUGCGGUGGCGACAGAUCGGAAAGACACUUCGGCUAAUGAGUUCAUGAAGAUCCACGCCGCCUAUUCUACGCUUUCCGAUCCUCAAAAGCGUACCGAUUACGACCGUGACCUCUUCAGCCGGCAAAGACUAUAUAGAUCUCCACCGUCAGCCUUUACCUACUCGGCGGCGUCAGCGGCAUCUUCUUUGUCUGGAUUUUCUGGCUAUACUCGCAAGAAUUGGGAGACAGAUCAGUGCUGGUAGACAAAUUUCUCGGUUGCGGCGGGGGGGGGGGGGGCUUUCUUCCCCCUUUGCUUUAAACUUCAAAGAAUUAAACCGAUCGUGAUUCAAGUUCAAAAAUAGUAAGAGAAAACAGAAUCCCGAAGCCAAGAAAGACACUUUUGUGCAUCGGAGAGAAUCAGAGAUCGCUCUGUUGUGGAGUUGAUGAAAUUGCCUUCUGCCUAGUAUCGGACAAGGUACUAAAAAGAUGCAGCGCCGCUUUACAUGGAGAAAUUUCUGCAAGGGGAUCUGAGACGUCGUUAGAGAUCCUGUAAUGGCGAUUCCGAACAUCAUCCAUGGCCUUAACGGUGGGGCAGAACCCGUGUUUUAAUUAGGAUUUCAGAGUUCAGGCAAGGAGGGAUAGCCGGAGAAGACAGGUCAUGAGUCAUGACCAUUGGCUAUUCAGCGCCACGCUGCACCGUGGAAGAAAAAACAAGGAAGAAAAAUGAUUUUAUUAAGUGUGAUUACAUUUAUAUAGAUUCAACUGUAAUAACUAGAGUUUCAAGUUCUGAUCCAUUGUUAUUAUACAAAAUAAAUAGAAACAGAUCUCUCUCUUCUAU
This is a messenger RNA of Macadamia integrifolia, 1235 nucleotides long. Its product is annotated as chaperone protein dnaJ 11, chloroplastic-like. The record is from RefSeq and is a predicted model, not a curated record. Bases 142 to 660 code for a protein of 172 amino acids. NCBI's taxonomy places the organism in Eukaryota, Viridiplantae, Streptophyta, Magnoliopsida, Proteales, Proteaceae. The transcript has a single exon.